Molecule: messenger RNA, 1005 nt
Organism: Humulus lupulus (European hop)
Lineage: Eukaryota; Viridiplantae; Streptophyta; Magnoliopsida; Rosales; Cannabaceae
Product: probable long-chain-alcohol O-fatty-acyltransferase 6
Exons: 1
Coding region: 32-964 (310 amino acids)
Biological process (GO): lipid metabolic process
Source: RefSeq, a predicted model, not a curated record
CCAAGAAAGAAACUCGACCAGAAAAGAAAAAAUGUAUAUUCAAGUACUUGUGCUGGUUUUAGGUUCGUUGGGUUAUUGUUACUUGUUGGUUACAGAAAUUCCAAAAGGGUUACUAAGGGUCAUCUCUCUUCUCCCUGUCUUCUACCUCUUUUCCAUUCUCCCAUGGCAAUUUUCAUCUUCUGCCCUCGCCAGAGGACUUUCCUCUUUCUUUAUCACAUGGAUCACUUCCUUCAAGCUUCUCCUCUUCGCCUACGACCGUGGCCCUCUUCUCUUUCACCAAACCUACUUAGAUUUCGCCAUUGUCGCUAUCUUUCCCUUGAAAAUGAGGUCAAGAAGUUCCGAUCACAAUAAAUUCUCACAUUCUCCAAAUUAUUCAUCUUUAGUCGUCAUACCUCUAAUAAUUGUGCCCGUAGUCUAUAGCCAAAACUACAACGUUUUCUUGAAAUUUCAACUGUUUCUAUGCAUAACCACGUUGACAUGGCUUUACAUGGUUCAAGCCGUGACUCGGUACGAACUAGUGCCACUUUUUAACCACCCAUAUUUGGCCACGUCUCUGCAAGACUUUUGGGGAAGAAGGUGGAACCGGAUGUCGUCGGACAUAUUAAGGCAAACUGUUUAUGACCCGACCCGGAAAAGCUUGGAGGGUAUAACAGGGCUCGGAGCUGCCAAAGUGGUGGCGACUAUCUCAACUCUAGUGGUGUCCGGGAUCAUGCACGAGCUCGCAUUCUAUUAUAUCACGUGCGGUAGUAAACCCACAUGGGAAGUGGCCUGGUUCUUCAUUUUACAUGGAUUGUGCAUGGUGUUGGAAGCUGGACUAAAACGAUUGGCUAAGGUGAAGGGGUGGACUCCGCUGCAACCGGCGGUGUCGAUUGUUUUGACCGUAGGGUUUGCGAUAGUAACUUGUUAUUGGUUGUUGAUUCUGCCCGUUUGGAGGAGUACACAAGGAGAGUGCCUAGCCAAGUAAACCGCUUGAUUAUGUAUAAAUACAUUUUAUAAUGUAAUUAC